CAGCAGAAAUGUCUGCAACUCUCUAUGAUGUUCCACACAAAAUGAAGACAGAAGCUGUCGCAGUUUCCAUCAGAAAAGGUGAGAAAACACUGAACGAGUGCUGGAGAAGGUCAACAAGCUGUUUGGGGUUACUGUGUGCUCUCCAAGCGGUUACCAUCAUCGUGCUGUGUAUUAAGUACGCUGUGGAGUUAGGACAUUUGCAAUACACUAUCAAUGACCUCGCUGUGGAGAAAGACCAGUUGCAGACCAGUAAGAACAAUCUGACGACAUUCAAGGGCCUUUUACAGAAGGAGAAUGAUAUACUUAUAAAAAAGUUCACUGACUUAGGUUGGAAAUAUUUCAACUUCAGUAUUUAUUACACCUCUACUGAGAAAUUAAGCUGGACAGAGAGCAGAGAGCGCUGCAGAAGGAAGGGGGCUGACCUGGUAGUCAUAAACAGCAGGGAGGAACAGAUGUUCAUAUCAGGAUUUUCCAGAGAGGUCUGGAUUGGUCUGACUGAUGCUGAAACAGAGGGAGUUUGGAAAUGGGUGGACGACACUCUACACACCCUGGGAUAUUGGAUGCAAGAUCAGCCAAACAACUCUAAUGGUAACCAAAACUGUGUUUCUGUCCAGACUGAGGCGCAUCCUUUAAAUUCCUGGAAUGACUUCCAGUGUAUUUAUAAAAAACACUGGGUGUGUGAAAAAUAGCUCCCCCAGCCUUCCGAGAUUUGCUGGAAA
Pygocentrus nattereri (red-bellied piranha) is the source of this 719-nucleotide messenger RNA. RefSeq names its product C-type lectin domain family 4 member E-like. Gene Ontology annotation, molecular function: signaling receptor activity. The transcript is spliced from 5 exons. NCBI's taxonomy places the organism in Eukaryota, Metazoa, Chordata, Actinopteri, Characiformes, Serrasalmidae. The record is from RefSeq and is a predicted model, not a curated record. Bases 9 to 689 code for a protein of 226 amino acids.